UUCAUGAGAAAGAUUUAAAUUUAAACUAGGUAUAGUAAAGUAAGCUAUACCUAUGUGAUAUGCCACCUGAAACAAAAUGUCAAAGGUACAGUGCAGAAGCAAUGAAGGCAGCAAUAUUUGCUGUAAGAGAAGGGGGCCUUGCAAGAAAGGUUGCUGCAGCAAUAUAUGGUGUACCCCGUACAACAUUAGUUGAUAAACUUUCUGGAAAAUCUCGAGAAGGGAAAGGACGUGGUCGAGACCCCUUCCUUACAGACGAUGAAGAGGAAGCAAUCGUCACCUGGAUAAAGGAAUGUUGUCGCAGAGGUCUACCACCACAUAAGAACGAUAUCCUAAACACCGUUCAGCGCCUUAUCAAGGACAUCCCAGGGCGGAAAAGUCCUUUUCGUAAUGACAGACCUGGAAGAGGCUGGUUUGAGGGUUUCAUGAGACGCCAUCAAGAUCUGUCUGUGCGCAUCCCAGAGGGCGUUUCAAAAGCGAGAUCCCAAAUAAUAGAGUCUACCUCUUCAUCAAGCACUAGUGAUGCUGCCCCCUCUGCUACUCAGCCAUCUCAGUGUUCAUGCUGCUCAGAACUUUUACUUGCCAAAAAUUUCUAUGAAGAAAAUGUCAAAGUUGCAAUAAAGAGAUGUAAGCAUGCAAAUGAUAAUUGCUGCUGCAAGAAUAUGUUCAAAAAUAGUUUUGUAACAAUUCAAGAAGACAAAACAGACUCUACACCAACCUCUAGUAAAAAGACUGAUUGUUCCAAUUUUUUCUCUCGGUAUGACAGUGAACUAGAUGAAGAUGUUCAUUUCUGUAGGGUUUGCUGCAAGUACCCAAAUCCUGGCAGAGGUCGUGUUAGACCUGGAGAAUCAUGGACAGUUGGAAUCACAUUCAAAGACACCAGUAGCGAAAAUAAAGCAAAAAAAGUGCACCUGCAGAGUCGCCAGCACAAAGAAGCAAUUGCUUUCAGAAAUUGUGGAGAUGCACAUCAGAUUGAAUUUGGUCGGCCUACUGCAAAAGAGCGGCAAAAUGCAACAAAGAACACAAUGAUUGCUGGGAUAUUUAUGGCUUCUCAUUGCUUGCCAUACAGUUUAUAUACAGCUUUGUGCACUCUCCUUGCUAUCAUCUGCCCAUCUCAUUUAAGCCACCCUUUGGGCAAUCGAUAUCAGACAUACUCGGGCUUUAAAGAUGUGAUGUUGGCAAAUUAUGCAGCUUGUGCUACUACAAUGAGAAACUACUUCUCCACGACUUUCUCAGCAACAAAAAGUAAAAGGAAAUUCAGUAUCUUUUGUGACCAAGGCACAGCUGCCAAGGAUGUCUCACGCCAAGCUAUUGUUGCCACCUAUGUUGCUGAGAAUGGCCUGCCUAAGGAAGCUCUUUUGGAUUUGUCAAAGAUAAGGCAAGGAGAUGUGCUGACAACUGCAAAUCAUAUAAAACAAACCAUUGCAUCAUUCAUGGACCCAUCAUCAGUUGCUUUUAUAUGCUCAAGUGAACAUGCUGCAUGCACUGAAAUAAGAACUGUUGAAGAAGAACUAAAAGUUUCUGAAGAAUAUAAUUAUUUGGUUGGACUUCCGGACUUCUGCCACAAAAUGGAAAAAUUGCUGAAUGAGACAUUACCUCAAUGGGUCCUUGACACUUUAGCAACAUGCAGAGCUGUUGCAGCAUUCAUCAAUGACCACAAUGUCAAGGAUGAAAUUCACAAGCACAUCAAUGUAGUUCGAGGAUCCAUUUUCACUGCAAUCCCAAACCAGCCACAGAAUUGUUCUGCAGAAUAUGUUCACCUUCACUUAGAAGCCACUUUGAAAAACAUCCAAAUUUUCCUUGAAUCCUUACCAGGAUUUUUGGAUGAACAUAAUUCACUCAGUAUCAGAACCAAAAAUAUUUUGAAAUUGUUAGCUAAUGAAUCAUUUGUUGUCAGAUGCAUGAUGAUUUGCAGACUUUACAGAACCAUCUCUAACAAAGAAAAAGCUGCUCAAGAUCCUUGGUUUGGACCUUUAGAGUACAAGCACCAAGUUGACAGCCUUGCAUCAGAAUUGUGUGAACUGAAGGCUCCUUCUAUUGAGAUUCAGAGCUUCAUAAAGAGUGGAACUUUAAACUUCAACUCUGACACCUUCUCCUCCACUGAGCAUAGAGGCAUGAAUUUAGAAAGUGUGGCAUCAAAGCUAGGCAUAAAAACAAGAAAUACAUUGGAUGAAUCCAGAGAUAAUAUCUUAACUACAUUAAUUGAAGAGAAUUCUGCAUGGAUUGAUGAAAUUUGUUUGGAAGCUCCGAAUUACUUGUUAAUCCCUGUUCCUAUUGUACUUGCAACAGAAUCAUUUUCACUUCAUCAGGAGUUUGAUAUGAUUGAAGAAAACUUGACAGCAUUAAUAAAUCUGUUUGAUUUGUUGAAUGUGCAAUUUGAGUCAUGUGGCAGUGAGUGCAUGGGAGUUCGUGAGUGCACUUGUUUAAAAAAAGACUAUGUCAAAUUCAUGGAUGAUUUCCAAAGUGAAUGGGAGGCUGCACCUGACAACAAACUAAUCAGGAUUGGAAGCGCAACAGCACAGUCCUACACCCAUGCAUUUGCACAUUACAUCAGCACCAACAACAGCACACCAACGUAUCCAGUCAACAUCAUACGGUGCCUUGAAGUCAUCCAGCUCAUGAAGCCGACGCUAGCGGCCACGGAAAGAGUGAUGUCACAUGCGGAGAUUGCUGUGAGAAAUAGAUUUGAAUCCAAGUACUACACAAGUGAAACAAAACUUGAUGAAGAUGCUGUCUUUGAUGACAUUCAGAAUGAAGUGUUUCUCAGAUGCAACACAAACAUUGUACAGCAUGAUGCAGAACUGGCAAAAACAAUAUUUCUCACCAAACACAAAGAAUCACUAAUUCAAAACAAGAAAUCUACCACAAAAAGUCGAGCAAUAAAGAAUUAUAUGAGCAAACUUGGCAUUAAUGUUGCUAAAAAAUUUUCCCAGAAACGACAAAAUGUACCUGAUCAAAAACAGGCUGACUGCAAGAGAAGAAAAAUUGACUGUUGCCCUUCAGAUGUACUGGAGAAUACAGAAAAUUCUGCUCCAAUCAAUUCAGUACCAGCUCUUUCAGAGUCAGAUAAAAGCUCAGAAGUGAAGGCAGAAAUUGUCCUGGAGCAAUGCCCUGAAGAUGCAGACGGGUGUGUCUGGUGUGAUGAGCAGAGCCUCCCUCAAGUGUCUGCUGGUGAAGUGAAGUCUGAAGCAUUGGAAUUUGGUGCUCUGUCUUCAGACUGCAGUGUUGCCAUCGAGAAGAUGGACUGCCUUAUAGAUGAAGUAUAUGUCAAGGUGGAACCAAGGACUGCAGAGAGCAGCAGCGGCAAGUUGUCCACUGCUGGGGGAACUGCAGCAGCUGCUGGUGGCAGCAGCAAGUCGUCCACUGCUGGGGGAGCUGCAGUGGCCCCUGGCUGCAACAGUGAUGUCUUAGAAUCCUACAGCCCAACAGACGACCUAACGG
Messenger RNA from Hyalella azteca, 3438 nucleotides. RefSeq lists its product as uncharacterized. Lineage: Eukaryota; Metazoa; Arthropoda; Malacostraca; Amphipoda; Hyalellidae. The record is from RefSeq and is a predicted model, not a curated record. Gene Ontology annotation, cellular component: nucleus. Gene Ontology annotation, molecular function: DNA binding.